AUGAGCACCCACGAGCCUCUUCACGGUUCCUGCCUGUGCGGCCGAAAUCAAUACUCGAUCGAUAUCCCAGAAGAUGUGACCGAUCACGCCAAUGUCUAUUUCGACAGCAGCCGAGACUACCGAAGAUCGUAUGGAUCACCUCUCACUGCAUGGCUGCGGGUCCCCCUGAGCUGGUAUCGAUCUCAUACCCACUCCUACUUUCCCGAUGAAACCCACGCCACUAUCCGACGGGUCUUCACGCCCAAUUAUGCCCCUCACACCCAGCGCAUCUUCUGCGGAUACUGCGGCACCCCGCUCACGUACUGGAGCGAGAUACCUCGCGGGGAAGCAAACUUCAUGUCUGUGGCCAUCGGUAGUCUGCUCAGCGAGGAUCAGCGCCUCCUAGAAGAUCUGAAUCUGCUUCCCGAAUUCCCUGACGAAGAAGCCGAAGAGGAGGCAGAGAAAACAGCUAGUGCAAGUCAGGCUCCGGCAACUACCUCUAAUUCUUCGACAGUUGUUGUCCCAUCUGUGGCUCCCGGCUCUGCUGUAUCUCGGACCUACCGCCGCGGUACCACGGGCGGGAUCCCGUGGUUCGAGGAGAUGAUCGAGGGAAGCCGACUCGGCCGCUUGAUGAAGACUAGACGCGGCUUAGGGGCCAGUGAGGAUAAAUCGACAACAAUAGAGUGGGAAGUUACUGAGUGGGGAGACGAAAUAUCUGGCGAGGAGACGCAGGCGGGUUUGACCGAUGCGCGAGCAGCCGUGAAGAGGAAGCGGGGACACCUUGUUGACGCGCAGGGCCCUGGUUCAGCUGCGAAAAUGGUGUAA
Messenger RNA from Aspergillus clavatus NRRL 1, 804 nucleotides. RefSeq lists its product as uncharacterized. The record is from RefSeq and is a predicted model, not a curated record. Lineage: Eukaryota; Fungi; Ascomycota; Eurotiomycetes; Eurotiales; Aspergillaceae. Bases 1 to 804 code for a protein of 267 amino acids. The transcript has 2 exons.